This is a messenger RNA of Rhodamnia argentea, 3227 nucleotides long. RefSeq lists its product as uncharacterized. Gene Ontology annotation, biological process: regulation of transcription by RNA polymerase II. Lineage: Eukaryota; Viridiplantae; Streptophyta; Magnoliopsida; Myrtales; Myrtaceae. The transcript has 4 exons. The coding region runs from base 565 to 2928 and encodes 787 amino acids. The record is from RefSeq and is a predicted model, not a curated record. Gene Ontology annotation, cellular component: piccolo histone acetyltransferase complex.
CUCACUCGAUCUCGAUCUCGAUCUGGACGAGAUUUACGUGAAUCGCUCUGUUUUCCAACAUCUCUCUGUUUUAUAGAUCUUCAACAUCUCUCUGUCUCUCUCUCUGCGUUGUUCAUGUGGGUAGUGGAAGGGAAAAUAAGGGAAAAGAUUGGAUCUCUAUUUGUCUGUUUCUUGGCGAUCUUCGUGUUUAUUCGUGGGUUGGGGUCGAUCGGCCCGAUUGGCGGUUCACUGUGCUCGUCAGUUGGUUGGUCACGUGCCCGUUUCCUUAAACUGACCGACGUAUAUUCUCAGUCUCGUCCGGCGAUUAACUUCAGUGAGUUCCCCCAUGGCGUGUUGGAAGGGCUCUUCUCGUACUUGACUGUACUUAUCUUGGGGGUCUUCCGAUUUUCCCAUACCAUACGUGGUCCGGACUCUGUGUUGGUCAGAAGGGGUCACCGAGCGUCUCUUUCCGUUCAGUGGGUCGUCACGGGAGGGAUCGGCUGAGUCAACUGGGUGAUUCGGCGAAGCGGGGGACAGGGGAUCGAGCAGUCGGGUGGUGUCCGGUCUAGGGGGCGGGGCGGGGCGAUGCCAUCGGUUGGCAUGCGACGGACCACGAGGGUUUUCGGAGUGGUGAAGGGCGUCGACGGGGCGCGGGUCUUGCGCUCCGGCCGUCGCUUGUGGCCGGAAUCGGGCGACGCCAAGGUCAGGAAGGGCAGCGAUAGGGAUGAGUGGUUUAGCCUCAUAGAUAGUAGAGGUGGUAGUGGGAAUGGAGUUGUUGGUGGUCUCAAGUCCAAGCAAGUUGGGUUGGCUAAGAAUGCGAGUCCAAAGCGUGAGAUUGCUGUAAUUGAAAUAGAGGAUGAUGAAUGUGAGAAGCCUGUUGUUGAAACCGAGUCUUUGAUCGGUAGGGACGAUGUGGAUAGGAUGUCUGGGAUUGUCUAUAGCAGGAAAAGGAAGAGAGAGACGGUGUCAAGCUUGGAGAUCGGUGAUGGUAAGAAGUAUGGGAUUCGCUUCUCCAGGAGGCAGAACAGAAAGAGUGGCGGUGCGCAAGGAGAGUUUUUGCAGGGUUUUCGGGCGCUUUCUGUGGUUUUGGAGCUGCCAUGUCGAGAAAAUUGGGCAGUUGUUGGCCUUUUGUGUUCUGUUCUGCAGUACAUGAAGAGGGUCUGCAUUAGAUUGUCUGCACUUUCAAAGUUUGUCAUGUCAGAGCCGCUUCGAGGUGUCUAUGCAUUGCACGGGAUUCAUUUCUCACGGGAGUGUCCUUCCAUUUUCAGCUCCGGGACAUGCAAGUUCUUUGGAUCCAGGCAGUUUACACCUAUUUUUUGUGUGGAUUUUUCUGCAGUUCCCUUUUGUUUCAUGUACAUGCAUUGUAGUAUGCUUCUCCGCCAUCAGUUUGUGCCAUUGGCUCCUGUAAAUAAUUCAGCGUUGGUGCAAACAAAUGAUGGUUUGGUGACUGCGGAUGAGGAGGAACUCUCAGAAGAAGAUUAUUCUUUUUCGCCUUCAAAAAGCAAAUCAGCAGGUAAUGUUGAAGUUCCAGGGAGUGAGCUGCUGCUGCACAUGUCUUCUAAAGGCGCUAAGGUUGAUAAUCGAUCUUCACUACAUAGAUAUGGGUCGAAUUCUCGUGGCAUAAGGAAAAGGAGGAGUUCAUUGAGGCCAAGGAGGAGAGCUAGAAAUCCUUCUCUAGCAUGUGUGAGGAAAUGUAUUGGAGCAUUAGCCUCAGACUUAGUCAGUGCUAAGAAGAACGGAUUCCCAUUUUCCUCAAUAAUUUCUAGCAACAAGAGAAGAUCUGUUCAGACUAGGUCUGCUGGAAAUAAUGAUGAGACGAGUGCUACUGUGACCAGACUUCAACAGGAUACAGAUAUGUUCUCCUGUAAUGCAAAUGUAUUGAUUAGCGAUUCAGACAAGUGUUUCAGGGAGGAUGGUGGAAAUGUCAUGUUGGAACUUUUAGACUCUGGGGAGUGGUCUCUUGUUGUCAAAAUAGGGGGACUAAUAAGAUAUGCUCACAAGGCACAAGAAGUUAUGAGGCCUUGUUCCUCCAACCAUUUCACCCAUGCAAUGGUUUGGAUAGGGGAUAAUGAUUGGAAACUGGAAUUUCCUGACCGAGACGAUUGGUUGAAAUUUAAGGAUCUUUACAAGGAAUGUUUUGACCGAAAUAAGCAGGUCAUAUCUCCUAAGGCUCCUUCUGUUAAGAUAAUACCUGUUCCAGGGGUGUGUGAAGUAUUAGGAUAUGGAGAAGAAAAUUUCGUACCCUUUACAAGACCAGAAUAUUAUAUUACGGUGAGUGCUGGUGAGGUGUCAAGAGCUAUGGCCAGUAAGACUGCAAGUUACGACAUGGACUGUGAAGAUGAGGAGUGGCUUCAUAAAUUCAAUAACGAGUUCUUUGCUGAAAAUGAUCCACCUGAGCAUGUUUCAGAGGACAGCUUCGAGCUUAUGAUUGAUGCAUUUGAGAAGGCUUUCUAUUGCAAUCCUUAUGAUCUCUUGAAUGAGAAACCAGACCCUAAUCUUAGACUGGACAUAGAGAGAGAGGAUGUUGUGGAAGCUGUGAACCGUUAUUGGGUGAAGAAACGUAUGCAGAGACGAUCGGCUUUGGUCAGAGUAUUUCAGGGUCAUCAAUCAAGAAAAGCUCCCUUGGUUCCAAAGCCUGCCCUGCGUAAGCGGAGAUCAUUUAAAAGGCAGGGAAGCCAGCAUGGACGAGGCAAGCAACCGGGUCUCUUGCAAGCAUUGGCAGCAGAGAGAGACGCUCUGGAGGAACAGAGCGCCCUGCGGAAAGUCGAGGAAGCUCAAGCAUCAGCUGACAGAUCCCUGGAACUCGCUAUUGCAAAACGUCAGAGGGCUCAGUCGCUCAUGGGAAAUGCCGACUUGGCCGCCUACAGGGCCACCAUGGCUCUCAGAAUCGCCGAAUCAGCUCAAGUCGCAGGGUCCCCUGAUGCAGCGGCCGCUCAUUUUCUUGACUAACAAUGACAGAGAGCGGGUAUAGUCGAUGUGCGAAUUGGAACUGCCUGUGUUUUUCUUUCCUCUAAAUUCCGGAAGAGUUUUUAUCUUCUGGAGCCGUCGGAGGCAAAUGUGAUCCACGGUUUUUCCAAGAGCCUUAUGGGGGAAUUGUAAUUUUUGUACAGAAUUGGUUGAAUAUGUACAUUCUGUAUCACUAUGACCUCACAUCGCAGCAGCAGAUGUGUACCCAGGAAAUUUCUUUCGAGUUCCUUGGACGAACCACAAAGAAAAAAAAAAGGGAAUACAUAAAAUAUUUAUGUCAA